Messenger RNA from Phacochoerus africanus (Common warthog), 5607 nucleotides. It is a transcript of the gene PDE6A, whose product is annotated as phosphodiesterase 6A. The record is from RefSeq and is a predicted model, not a curated record. Gene Ontology annotation, biological process: signal transduction. The coding region runs from base 670 to 3240 and encodes 856 amino acids. The transcript is spliced from 22 exons. Lineage: Eukaryota; Metazoa; Chordata; Mammalia; Artiodactyla; Suidae. Gene Ontology annotation, molecular function: protein binding; 3',5'-cyclic-nucleotide phosphodiesterase activity.
GCUGUCGAGAUUGUGAAAUCGGGGCCCUUAAGUGCCAGCCCCACGGUGUCCACGACGGAAGCAGGCUGAGCGACGCGCUUGCGGAGUGAAGCCCUGCACUAGGGAGGCCCUGCGGAAGGGGCUUCGGAAGCCUGGGAUGAGGGCCCAGGGAGGGGAGGGUGCGGGCAGUCCCUCUCUGCUCCGGGACCUGGAGGUGUUAGAGCGUCUGAUGCUCCAAGAGAAGCCAAACGCAUCCCUACACAGUAAGCGCAGGCGUCCACGUCGAGGGUCGAAGGUAAACUCGGUGCAGAGCGGAGCGCACCUGUCUGGAGGCCAGGAUGCCCCGUGCUGUCCCUCGCAGCCUCCCUCCCAGACUUCCUUUUAGCUGAGCCCACCUCCUGCUCCGUGCAGAAACCUCUUCUGUUGGUGCACCAAGGCGAAAAGAGAACUCUCCCCUCCCCCAUCCGGGGCCCAGAAGCAUCUGGAACGCGCUGAUCCUCAUAAUCCUUGUUCUGGAGAAAUAUUAAUGAUUUAAUCUCCCGAGCACACUCCGUCCCCUCUGCAGCCAUACUGCAGAUUCACAGAUAAGACCCAGAAGCCUAGGUUGGAUCAGGACUCGGUUUUGCCACUGUCCCCCCAAAAGAGGCCAGCAUCCGCCCCCCACGCAAGCAGGUGGCGGAAUUGCCAGCCAUGGGUGAAGUGACGGCGGAGGAAGUGGAGAAAUUCCUGGACUCGAAUGUCGGCUUUGCCAAACGGUACUUCAACCUCCGCUACCGGCCCAAGGUCAUCUCAGAGCUCCUGGGGGCCAGGGAGGCAGCCGUGGACUUGAGCCACUACCACUCGCUGACCAGCGUGGAGGAGAGCGAGGUCAUCUUCGACCUCCUGCGGGACUUUCAGGAGAACCUGCAGGCGGAGAAGUGCAUCUUCAACGUCAUGAAGAAGCUGAGCUUCCUCCUGCAGGCGGACCGCAUGAGCCUGUUCAUGCACAGGGCCCGGAACGGCACCGCCGAGCUGGCCACCCGGCUCUUCAACGUGCACAAGGACGCGGUCCUGGAGGACUGCCUGGUGGCGCCCGACUCGGAGAUCGUGUUCCCGCUGGACAUGGGAGUGGUGGGCCACGCUGCGCUUUCUAAAAAGAUGAUCAACGUCCCCGAUGCACAGGAGGAUGAGCAUUUCUGUGACUUCGUGGACAAGCUCACCGAGUACCAGACUAAGCACCUCUUGGCUUCUCCCAUCAUGAAUGGAAAGGACGUGGUGGCCGUGCUCAUGGCCGUGAAUAAAGUGGACGGGCCCCACUUCACCCAGAGAGAUGAAGAGAUUCUUGCCAAGUACCUCAAUUUUGCAAAUAUAAUCAUGAAAGUCUUCCACCUGAGCUACCUGCACAACUGUGAGACCCGGCGCGGCCAGAUACUGCUGUGGUCUGGGAGCAAAGUCUUUGAGGAGCUCACGGACAUCGAGAGGCAGUUCCACAAGGCCCUGUACACGGUCCGCGCCUUCCUCAACUGUGACAGGUACUCCGUGGGGCUCCUGGACAUGACCAAGCAGAAGGAGUUUUUUGACGUGUGGCCCGUCCUGAUGGGGGAGGCUCCGCCCUACUCUGGUCCCAGGACUCCCGAUGGAAGGGAAAUCAGCUUCUACAAGGUCAUCGACUACAUCCUGCACGGCAAAGAGGACAUCAGAGUCAUCCCGAACCCACCUCCUGACCACUGGGCUUUGGUGAGCGGUCUGCCCACGUACGUUGCCCAAAAUGGCCUGAUUUGCAACAUCAUGAACGCGCCCUCGGAGGACUUUUUUGCGUUCCAGAAAGAGCCCCUGGACGAGUCUGGGUGGAUGAUUAAAAAUGUCCUUUCGAUGCCGAUUGUGAACAAGAAGGAAGAAAUUGUCGGGGUGGCUACGUUUUACAAUCGCAAAGAUGGGAAACCGUUUGACGACAUGGACGAGACGCUCAUGGAGUCUCUGGCUCAGUUCCUCGGCUGGUCUGUCCUAAAUCCUGACACUUACGAGUCAAUGAACAAACUCGAAAACAGGAAGGAUAUUUUCCAAGACAUGGUGAAAUAUCACGUGAAGUGCGACAAUGAAGAAAUCCAGAAAAUCCUGAAAACCAGAGAGACGUACGGGAAGGAGCCGUGGGAGUGCGAGGAAGAUGAACUGGCUGAGAUCCUGCGAGAAGAGCUGCCGGACGCAGAGAAAUACGAAAUCAGCAAAUUCCACUUCAGCGACCUGCCGCUGACGGAGCUGGAGCUGGUGAAGUGCGGGAUUCGCAUGUACUACGAGCUCAGGGUGGUGGACAAGUUCCACAUCCCCCAGGAGGCCCUGGUGCGGUUCAUGUACUCGCUGAGCAAGGGCUACCGCAGGAUCACCUACCACAACUGGCGGCACGGCUUCAACGUGGGCCAAACCAUGUUCUCCUUGCUGGUGACGGGAAAGCUGAAGCGGUACUUCACGGACCUGGAGGCCUUGGCCAUGGUCACGGCUGCCUUCUGCCACGACGUUGACCACAGAGGCACCAACAACCUCUACCAGGUGAAGUCCCAGAACCCUCUGGCCAAGCUCCACGGGUCUUCCAUCCUGGAAAGACACCACCUGGAGUUCGGCAAGACGUUGCUGAGGGAUGAGAGCCUGAACAUCUUCCGGAACCUCAGCCGCAGGCAGCACGAGCACGCGGCCCGCAUGAUGGACAUUGCCAUCCUCGCCACCGACCUCGCCCUCUACUUCAAGAAGAGGACCAUGUUCCAAAAGAUCGUGGAUGAGUCGAAGACGUACGCGACGCAGCAGGAGUGGACGCAGUACCUGAUGCUGGAGCAGACUCGGAAGGAGAUCGUCAUGGCCAUGAUGAUGACAGCUUGUGACCUCUCCGCCAUCACCAAGCCGUGGGAGGUCCAGAGCAAGGUGGCUCUGCUGGUGGCUGCUGAAUUCUGGGAACAAGGUGACCUGGAGCGCUCGGUGCUGCAGCAGAAUCCCAUCCCCAUGAUGGACAGAAACAAGGCGGACGAGCUGCCCAAGCUCCAGGUCGGCUUCAUCGACUUCGUGUGCACCUUUGUCUACAAGGAAUUCUCCCGCUUCCAUGAGGAGGUCACACCCAUGCUGGACGGGAUCACCAACAACCGCAGGGAGUGGAAAGCCCUGGCCGACGCGCACGACGCCAAGACGAAGGCGCUGGAGGAGGAGAAGCAGAAACAGCAGGCGGCCAGCCAAGCCACAGGAAACCAGCCGGGCUCAGCGGGGGACGCGCCUGCCUCCAAGUCCUGUAGCAUCCAGUAGCCUGAGCGGGGACCUGCCGCCAGAAGGCCCCACCCUUCGAGGGCGGAGAGCACCCAGCCAGUAGGAAACCACACACCUGCUUGAGACGUCAAGAGGCAGAGGGUUUGAAAACUGAGAAUUUAGUUUACAUCUGCCCUAGUCGCUUUCGAACCUCUUUUCAGCUAUGAGCAUUUUAUUUUAUUUUAUUUUGGCUAUGCCUGCAGCACGUGGAAGUUCCCAAGCCAGGGAUCGAACCUGCGACGGCAGCAGCCCAGGCCGCCCCCGUGACAGCGCUGGACCCUUAACCCACUGCAUCACGAGAACUCCAGGGAGAACCUUUCAGUCGAGCUAAAAUCGACAUUUGACUUUUCACAGACCAGAUUCCCGUGCUUACCUAGAGUCCUUUCUGUUCUCACACCGUCAUCGCACAGGACGCAGGCGCGCAGCCCUGUCCCACGCGGAGAACCACGUGACGAAUGCCGCCUGCCCGUCACCAGAGUCUCACAUCGAGAUGUGGCCUCGUGUGCUUCUGACUGUCCUUCUUCGGUUCGCCUUCCUUGUUUUCUUAGCCGAGACUUUGAAAAGCAAAGUCCAGACACGUCGCUUCGCUCUGCCAUUACACAUCUUUCAGGACACAGGGGCGGCUUCUAACGUCACACCGUCGUCACGCAGCAAAGGAACCCCUCAUACUUGGUUGCGGUGGAUGCUGUGACAAGCCGCGUGGCCCUGCUACCCAGGCCCGCCGUCCCCGCAGUGAUGACCGCUGUGUGCAAAGCCCCUUGGGGGUCACCCACAGGGAGACGGUUUGCCCCAGGGUGGCCCGCACCUAGUGAGGGAGCCACCCUGGGUGUUACGGCCGGGCACCUUGGCCAGCGCAGGGCAACCCCGGGGCCUUUCCAGCUCCAGGACUCAUGCGGGGUCCACCAAGCCCGCCACCCGCGCUGCAGCUCGGCCUCCCCCUCUGCAGCUCGGCCUCCCCCUCUGCCCACCUCGGCUCCCUCCUUCCCCCAGGGGCCGUCUGGUUCCCAGGGCGUCCCUGGCAAGCGCCCUGCAGAGGCUGCUCUCUCGAGACCCGGCUUGGGACGCGCCCCUGAUGUCGCAAAAAUGUCUGUAAUGAUUUGUUUGAACCUGAUCCAAACAGGUUUCAGGAUUCUAGUCGUCUCUCUAGAUUCUAGCUGUGCUCCCUUCUCUUCGCCUUGGCCCGCUGCUAUGACGCAACGCCGUGCGUCAGCUUCCACCUGCCCGCGGCUGCUGAGAGGGAGCGUGUGGUUUCUCCAAACCACUGAUCUACUCUGACCUCCUUUUUACAUAAAGGAGGGCACUGAAGACCAGCAAGGGGAUGAGCAGGUUCUCGGCUCGGCCCCUGCCUUCUCUCCAGGAGCGGAGGCCCAGCGUCACAGAGAACACAGCAUCCAGGGCCCAGGCCCCUGACUGCAGAGCAGGUCCCUCUGGGCUCCUGUCACAUGAGCCCUGCCCAUCUCUGCAGGUCAUGAUGUCAGCAGUGGGUGGGUCUGGACCCCUUGUCUGGGUUUCCGGCUCCCCCUGGAGCUUUGUACAGUCACCAACCAGGCCACGGGCAGGAGCAACUCCCUGGCCCAUCAGGAAUUCCUGCUUCACGGGGCUGGGCAUCCUGCAAGGAGGGGGAAGCAGUGCUGCUUUCCUGGAGUUUACCAUCUAGUCAGGGAAUGAUGGAGACGGAGCAAGCAUCCGUCACACAGCUAACCUCUCUCCGGACUCCAACUCCGUCCACGGGGACAGAAUCUGCAGGAGAACGGGUGGGCGCGCGUGUAAAACGCGCUGUCGCUCGCCAGAAACGACCCCGGCCCUGGAAACCCACUGCCCUUCCCCCACCGCAAGCCUCGGUUCAGGCCGGAGAAGCUUCUCGCUGAGUGGAAACCCCGCCCCCACUUUACAGAGAAAAACUGUCCUGCGGCCCCUCCCAAAUGAAGAAAUCCAAGCAGUUUCCAGACUGAGAAAAUAAGCCCCUGGAACAACGGGAGCGAGUCUGUGCAGACGGUAAACCACGGUGUGAAGAGCGGGCCGGCGCGUGCGCAGAGCGGCUGGUGCUACCCGCUCUCGUCCGGGUCUCAUCUUCACCACCGACCCAGCCCUCCCGGGGCACCGGGGGACGGUAUGCGCUCAAACGGCCCUUGAACGCUACCCGAACGCAGCCUUAGGGCAAAGUAAAGGCUACAGCCAAGAGCGCUCCGAAGCGGGAGCAAAGCACACGCACGCUCUGUGCAAAGCGCACGCGCUGCGUGUAGCAGCCGGGCACAGAGACGCCGCUGUGGCUCAGGGGUUAAGAACCCAAGACAGUGUCUGCGAGGACGCGUGUUUGCUCCCCAGCCUGGCUCACUGGCUUAAGAAUCUGGCGCUGCAAGCGGUAGU